CAUAAAGGACUUUCCGACUGAAGAAGAAAACACAGUAUAUCCUGAAUAUAGUAUAGCAUUUUUAUACUUUGAAUCUUUUUACACCGACAGGAAUUCAGCUUGGCUAAGCUGACAGAUAAAUGAUCCAUUGCAGGGCUUGUAAUUGAAAACGCUGAGAGGGGGUGCACAAUUAAUCUUUUUCCACCCCUGCCUCAAAUUUCCAUGGAGAAAUAGCAGAAAAUUCAGAUAAUAGAUUAGGGCGAUGUUGUUUGGAUGGCGAGGGAGGAGAGGCGAGGAGUUCUCCAUCACUAAUCCCUCUGGCGGUGACUGCAUCUAAAUAACCUGCAGAAAAGGAUAAAGACCUGCAUCCAUCACGGGACUAGCAUCGGGGACAGUGAUUGAUGCCUCGGCCCGCCGCUUUGCCUCUCCCUCCGUGGUCGGGGGUGGGAGGUGACACCCGUACUCGGGAGAAAUAUCUGGGAUAAAACUAUUGGGACUGAGGGAUUCGGGGUACAAUGCACAUCCUGUGUGGAUUUGAAUAGUCCUCUCUCAGGUCUCUUCUGGAUUAUCGGUUCAGAUCGAUAGAAAGUGGUUUUGUGUCACCCACAUUGAGUCCCUGGUUCUCUCCUGUGUGUGCCUGUAGGACCCCGAUCCCCUGCCUUGUGUGCCUGGACCCACCGUGCGGCUUCCUGGCCCCGAAGGUGGCAGUCUGAUGGAUAUUGUGUGUGUGCCAGGCUGUGCGAGCCUUUCCUCCCCACCCUAAGAUUGAUCCCUCAUUACCUCCCAUUCCUUUCUCUUGCCCCCCCCCCCCCCGGGUGCCUCUGAAUAGUUGAAGCUGGCUGGCUCCAACAGAUGGCCACGGCUCAGGACACAAAAGUAAGCGUCUGAAAACAGAAAAGCUGAAAAGUUUUGGCCGCUGGGAGAGCAGGCGAGGCGACAAACGUAAACAGCCAAGAUAACCUCGGUGACAACAUGCUCUGUGGUGACUGAAGAAGAAGAAGAAGAAGAAGAGAAGCGUUGGAGGGUUGGAGUCCAGCAAAAUUGAAUUGUAGAUUGAGUGAACCUCUCUCCUCCCUCUUUCCCUCCCUCUUGUAUUUAUCCAGUGUGAGACCACGCCUCCCUCCUUUCACUUGUCAGUGCGUCUAGAACAGUGAGCUAUCUGCACCGGGGCUGCGCGGGGGGGGGUGAGAGCGAUCCUCACUCUGCCAGCGCAGGCGAGCGGAUCCGAGCAGACCGGACAGGACUAGAUGCUGCGGACUUGCAGGAGCAGAGGGUGGAGUCUAACGCAGAGGGUGGAGUCUAACACAGAGGACGCUUGCUUCAUUUUGAGUCAGGUGGAGGAAGCUAGCUGAAGCUGAAACGAACGAACGACCGAGACGAGGCGAUCGUGAUGGCGGAGCAUCUUACGUUUCUUCUGCUUCUCCUUCUCCUUGGAGGAGUUCUACCAGUGGGUUCCAGCUACCUGUCUGGAUACCGCAUGAGGUCUCGCUUGCAAAGGGACCGACAAAUGCGCAACAUUCGACCAAAUAUCAUCCUCGUCCUGACAGAUGAUCAGGAUAUCGAACUGGGCUCCAUGCAGGCCAUGAACAAAACCCGCCACAUUAUGGAGAAGGGCGGCACGCAUUUCUCCAACGCUUUCUCCACCACGCCCAUGUGCUGCCCGUCCCGCUCCUCCAUCCUCACGGGGAAGUACGUGCACAACCACCACACCUACACCAACAACGAGAACUGCUCCUCGCCGUCCUGGCAGGCCCACCACGAGCCGCACACCUUCGCCGUGCACCUGAACAACUCCGGCUACAGGACGGCUUUUUUUGGAAAGUAUCUCAAUGAGUACAACGGAUCCUACGUUCCCCCUGGCUGGAGGGAAUGGGUCGCCCUGGUCAAGAACUCACGUUUCUACAACUACACUCUUUGUCGGAACGGGGUUCGGGAGAAACACAGCAGUGACUAUCCCAAGGACUACCUGACGGACGUCAUUACCAACGACAGCAUCAGCUACUUUCGGACGUCCAAGAGGAUGUAUCCCAACCGCCCCGUCAUGAUGGUUCUGAGCCACGUUGCGCCCCACGGUCCAGAGGACUCCGCCCCUCAGUACAGCACUGCCUUUCCCAACGCGUCUCAGCACAUAACUCCAAGCUACAACUACGCCCCCAACCCCGACAAACACUGGAUCCUCCGCUACACGGGGCCCAUGAAGCCGGUCCACAUGCAGUUCACCAACAUGCUGCAGCGCAGGAGGAUGCAGACGCUGCUGUCCGUGGAUGACAGCAUGGAGAAGGUGUACGCCAUGUUGGUGGAGACGGGUGAAGUAGAUAACACCUACAUCAUCUACACGUCCGACCACGGCUACCAUAUCGGUCAAUUUGGGCUGGUGAAAGGCAAGUCAAUGCCUUAUGAGUUUGAUAUCCGUGUUCCCUUCUACGUGCGGGGACCGAACGUGGAGCAAGGUGCCAUUAACCCGCAUAUGGUGCUGAAUAUCGAUUUGGCGCCAACGCUGCUGGACAUGGCUGGCGUUGAUAUUCCCGCGGAGAUGGAUGGCAAGUCCAUCCUCAAGCUGCUGGACGCCGAGAAACCAGUCAACAGGUUCCAUUUAAACAGGAAAAGUAAAGCUUGGAGAGAUUCCUUCCUGGUGGAGCGAGGAAAGCCUCCUCACAAGAGAGCCGAUGGGAAGGAAAUGGCCCAGGAGGAGAACUUCCUGCCCAAAUACCAGCGAGUUAGGGAGCUGUGCCAGAAGGCAGAGUACCAGACUUCCUGUCAGCAGCCGGGACAGAAGUGGCAGUGCGUGGAGGACCCGACUGGCAAGCUGAGGCUGUAUAAGUGCAAGGGCAUGGCCAGUCUCUACGCCCCACGGAUGCAGGCCCUGAUGGCCAGCGGCGGCCCCCAGCUGCUUCCCUCCGCCUCUGCCGACAGCUGCAACUGCGGCAUUGUGGGUGUGAAAACAUUGGCCUUGAAGCGAAAGAAACUGCUCACUAAAAAGAAGAUGAAAUCUAUCAAGUCUGAGUCCAGGAAGCGUUGGGCCCGCUCUCUGUCAUUUGAGCUUGAUGGAGACUUGUACGCUGUGGACCUGGAGGACUCCCACCACCAUCCCACGGGCUUCCGGAACAGCAGCGGGCCCGGAGAUGGAAGCAGAGGAUGGGGGCACGGGCUGGACGAUGAAGAGUCCAGUGGCAUGGGGGUCACGGCCAGGCCCACCACGAACAUGAUUAGUCCGCCUUCUGCUCUCAAGGUCACAUACAGGUGCUCCAUUCUGAUGAAUGACACAGUAAAAUGCGAUGGUGGUCUUUAUAAGUCCCUGCAGGCAUGGAAGGACCACAAGCUGCAUAUUGAGCACGAGAUUGAAACCUUGCAGACCAAAAUAAAGAACCUGCGUGAGGUCAAAGGUCACCUGAAAAAGGUGCGGCCGGAGGAUUGUCAGUGUAACACACCCAGUUAUCCCAUGGAGAGCAAAGACAACUUCAUGUUCAGCACCGGCCGUCUGCAUUCACUCAGAGUGCCGUCAAAGCAGAAGGCGCAGUGGCUGCAGAAGGAGCAGAAGCGUCGCAAGAAAUUACGGAAAUUCCUCAAGAGGCUCCAGAACAACGACACCUGCAGCAUGCCGGGCCUCACUUGCUUCACACAUGACAAUCACCACUGGCAGACUGCCCCCUUCUGGACAAUGGGCCCGUUCUGUGCGUGCACCAGUGCCAACAACAACACCUACUGGUGCCUGAGGACCAUCAACGACACGCACAACUUCCUCUUUUGUGAGUUUGCUACUGGCUUCCUGGAGUAUUUUGACCUCAACACCGACCCGUACCAGCUGAUGAAUGCUGUCAGCGGCCUGGACCGCAACGCUUUGAAUUCGAUGCAUCAGCAGCUCAUGGACUUGCGUGGCUGCAAGGGACACAAGCAGUGCAACCCUGAAAAGGGAGGCAAAGAGCGAAACUACUUUAGUGAGUACAGGCCAGUUCAUCGUCGAAAGAGGCCAAAAGUGAAGAAACCUUCCUCCAAAUCGCUGGGGCAGAUUUGGGAAGGAUGGGUGGGUUAACCUGCCCGCCUCCCGCUGCCAACCGCCAACGACAUCCGAUGGACCAUCAACCUGAACUUCAUGCGUCUGGGCUCUGAUUGAUGACGGAGCCACUCCCACCGACAGGAGGCAUCAAGACAGUGGCGAGGAACUCAUUUCAUUCUCAUGUUAACUCCAUCGGCCGAGACCGUCCACGUGAACGGAGGGCUGCCAUUCAACUGACGGGACAGUCGGUAUGCUCCUCAGAGCUCCUCCGUCCCGAUGCUUUGUAGAUAAUUAAGUAUUAGCUUUAAUCAGCUUUCACCCGUGUGACACUGGACUGGGAGGGCGGAGCCGCCAACGCUGCUGCUACUCAUUCACGUCGUUCUGUGGCAACGCUUUUCUUUGUCCGCACGACACUUGUACAAACUUCCUUCCUUCAACUCUUACUGAUGAAUGUCCUCAGUGAACCCGCCUCCUCAAGCCAGUGAGGACGUGAGGCGCGGUCAUCAAACUCCACGCAGUGUUAGCCACACCCUGAAAGGGUACAAUCGUUGGCAGAAUGUGUACAGGUAUUAGCGACCCCCAUCCUUCUCCUUCGGUACGGUCAGUAGCCCACAGUAGAUGUCUCCAUCCAGCUUGCUGUACCAUGGUGCUACAAGAUAACAACACAGACAUCAUGCCCUGUGCUCCACACUACACUUGGUAACUGAAUGUAUGUUGUGCAAUUCAUAUAAAUGUUUACAGUAUUUUUAUAAUAGCGAAGAGGCGGACCUCACUGUGUGAGUUGAAACAAAUGGACUUAUAGAUAGAAGAAUGUAGAUUGAUCAAUUCUGAUGCCUGCAAUUUGUAUGUACCUGCAAUAUGUAUGUCCUUUUUGCUUCUUUACAUGGGAAACGCACUUAAAGGAUUCACUGUGAAUACAUCAACCUGUAAAGUUUAUGAGGAACAACACAACAAUAUCAUGUACUUCAUGAUGGGAUUUUAAUCGAUCUACCUUUUUUCUCCCUCCCCCACUUUGUUCGAUUUUGUUUUAGUGGCAGUCCGUAGGCCUGAGUGCUGGUUGGUAGUCGUUGUGAAUAAAGUGUUGUUUGACCACACUGUGUCCAGCAGAGGUCGCUGUCUGUCCGUUUGAUGCUUUCUUAACGUUCACUUUUACUCCACAGCCAUGCUGAAACAUUGAAAUUAAAAAUAUGAGAUUAUGAUGACAUUUAACUUUGAAAUACUAAAACUGAAUUGUGUUUUU
This is a messenger RNA of Doryrhamphus excisus (bluestripe pipefish), 5213 nucleotides long. The record is from RefSeq and is a predicted model, not a curated record. NCBI's taxonomy places the organism in Eukaryota, Metazoa, Chordata, Actinopteri, Syngnathiformes, Syngnathidae.